Dentiscutata heterogama is the source of this 558-nucleotide messenger RNA. Lineage: Eukaryota; Fungi; Glomeromycota; Glomeromycetes; Diversisporales; Gigasporaceae. The record is from the annotation of a GenBank genome assembly.
AUGGCAAAUCUUCCUAACGAACUUAUUAUAGAUGUUCUUCGAGAGGUCUUACACGAAUCUGGAUUUCAAGCACUUUAUAAAAUUCGAGCAACUUGUCAGCAAUGGAAACGAUUAGUCCCUAUUAUUAUAAUCGAUGAAUUUUUGAAAAAUAAAUCAUAUCAACAAAUGUUUAACGUCGAAGUCCGCGGAUGGAAUCGUUCAUUAUUACCUAUCACUAUGAAUCAGCAGCUCGAAAACUUUUUUGGUCGCUUUUAUCCAUCACGCUUAUAUUAUGAUGAUAAUACAAAAAUGAUUUAUUUUCUAAACGAGAAAAUUCCUUCAUUUCAAGUUAUCAAUGAUAUUUUGGAAUGUUUUAUUUUUCCAUUCGUUAUUAAUAUAAUGAAAGAUGAAUUGGAUGGAAUGGAAGGAGAAAAAGAAUUUAAAAAAAAUGAUUGCGUUAGCAUUAUUAUAAAAAAGAUAGACGAUAAUUCCUUCAAGGUCUUAAGAUGGAGCAUUUGUGGGAGAGUUGUGAACAAGGUACUGGAUACAAACUUUAUAAAAAGUCAAGUGAUAAUGUAA